AGUCAUCUAAUGAAGAAGCGAUGGAUAUUGAAAUGAAAAUUUAUGCUCCUAUUACGUGGGGCAUAAAGCCGAAAUUUAAAAUUCAAGAUUUUCGUGAAAAUAGACAUGAAGAAAUUCUGUUACUUAUUAAGCAUCACUAUUUUCGGGAGGAAGCGAUGUGCAGAUCGUCAAAGCUAUUAGACGAUGCAGUAUCGCUUCAUGAAUAUUUAAAUAUAAUUAGAAUGUGGAUGAACGAUACGACCAGUUUGGUGGCUGUGAGUGUGAAGUCGGGACGCAUUAUCGGCACAGUCAUAACACGGAUUAACAGAAAUUUUGACAAGACUAAUACUUACAGCCGCAUGCAGAUAUUGGAAGGACGAACUUUACAGUCCAUAUGGAAUCUAAAGAGUGCUUUGAUACUGCAAGCCAAUGCAUACGAAGCGAUCGGACACGACACGUACUUGCGGGUUUACAUUCUUAGUGUUCAUCCUUCGUACAAGGAGGAAGGAGUCGCCGAGGCUCUUCUCCUAGCCACUGCACGUCUUGCUAUACAAAUGAAGAUAUCAGCCAUUGGUGGAAUUUUUACAACGGAAGAACAUCAACUAAGUGCUUAUAGGGUCGGAUUUUCAUUAAACAGCGAAAUAUUUUACGAUAAGUGGAUGGAAAAUAAUAAUGUCGUCUUCAAGAAUCCCGGUAAGAAUAACGUAUCAGCAAAAUUUAUGAGCAUGUUAACACCCAACAGGGAGGCGUUGGAAAAAGACGAAGUCAAGGAAAAUAAUUAG
Molecule: messenger RNA, 761 nt
Organism: Ceratosolen solmsi marchali
Lineage: Eukaryota; Metazoa; Arthropoda; Insecta; Hymenoptera; Agaonidae
Exons: 4
Coding region: 21-761 (246 amino acids)
Molecular function (GO): N-acetyltransferase activity
Source: RefSeq, a predicted model, not a curated record